Messenger RNA from Pseudophryne corroboree (corroboree frog), 3068 nucleotides. RefSeq names its product zinc finger protein OZF-like. The record is from RefSeq and is a predicted model, not a curated record. The coding region runs from base 215 to 1867 and encodes 550 amino acids. Gene Ontology annotation, biological process: regulation of transcription by RNA polymerase II. The transcript has 6 exons. NCBI's taxonomy places the organism in Eukaryota, Metazoa, Chordata, Amphibia, Anura, Myobatrachidae. Gene Ontology annotation, molecular function: DNA-binding transcription factor activity, RNA polymerase II-specific; RNA polymerase II cis-regulatory region sequence-specific DNA binding. Gene Ontology annotation, cellular component: nucleus.
GGGAGAAGGGACCUUCUGAUGUACCUAGGGAAGGUAGCAUCAACCAAGGCAGCAGGAGCAGAGAGCAACCACUGCUGUGUCUGGCAGCAGGGUUACACAGUAGUGAAAAAGACAUCUGGUGAGUGUGAGACACCCAGCAGCCAUCGCAUUGUGUCAGGAGGACUGAGCAAAACCCAGAGCCCCAUCUCUGUGCCUCCAACUCACUCACUGAUACAUGAGACAUAAUGACCAGAAGAUCCUGGAACUUACCAAUAAGAUCAUCCAGCUGCUGACUGGAGAGGUUCCUAUAAGGUGUCAGGAUGUCACUGUCUAUGUCUCCAUGCAGGAAGGGGAGUAUAUAGAGGAACACAGGAGUCUGUACAAGGACGUGAUGAUGGAGAAUCACCGGCCACUCACAUCACUGGAUGGGGCCAGUAACAGAUAUACCCCAGAGAGAUGUCCCCAUCCUCUGUAUUCCCAGGAUUGUACAGAGGAGAAUCACAUGAUCCCACAGGAGGAUCAGGUAGAACUUCUGUCUGAUAUUAAAACGGAAGACAUAGAAGGAGAAGAAGUGACUGAUAUAAAGGAAGAAGAUACAGAGGGAGAUGAAGAGAUGUAUGUGACUGAUAUAAAGGAAGAAGAUAUAAAGAGAGAAGAAGAGACGUAUGUGAGGGGUGAUCAGCAGUGUAAGGAAGAGGAGAUCCCUACAGAUAUCAGCACAGCAGAUGGACACACAAGCAGGAAUAUCUCAGAAGGACAUCUAAUGUUAUCCCGGGAUUGUGAAAUAAAAGAUAAUGACAGUAGACAGGAUUCUCCAGGGGCUAACCCCAUUACCCCAAUUAUACAUCCAGCUCUAUCAGUUGAUCCCCCUGAUCAUGGGAAAUGUUCUUCUGAUCACUGUAAUAUUGGUGCAUCUGUUACAGCUCUGACAGUAGAUACAGUGUUUCCCUGUUCUAUAGAUGACAAAUGUUUUACACAGAACCCAAAGCCUAUUACCCAUCAGACAGGUAAGGUAGGUGAGAAGCCAUUUCCAUGUUCUGAGUGUAGAAAAUGUUUUGCACACAAAUCAGAUCUUGUUAAUCAUCAGAGAAGUCACACAGGUGAGAAUCUUUUUUCUUGUUCUGAGUGUGGGAAAUGUUUUACACGGAAACCAGAUUUUAUUACACAUCAGCGAAGCCACACUGGUGAAAAGCCAUUUCCAUGUUCUGAGUGCGGGAAAUGUUUUGCACGGAAAUCGCAUCUUGUUUUACAUCAGAGAUGUCACACAGGUGAGAAGCCAAUUAUGUGUUCUGAGUGUGGGAAAUGUUUUACACAGAAAUCAAAUCUUGUUAUACAUCAGAGAAGUCACACAGGUGAGAAGCCAUUUUCUUGCUCUGAGUGUGAGAAAUGUUUUACCCAGAAAUCACAACUUGUUACACAUGAGAGAAGUCACACAGGUGAGAAGCCAUUUUCUUGCUCUGAGUGUGGGAAAUGUUGUUUAAGUAAAUCACAACUUGUUAUACAUCACAGAAGUCACACAGGUGAGAAUCUAUUUUCUUGCUCUGAGUGUGGAAAAUGUUUUACACGGAAACAAGAUUUUAUUACACAUCAGCGAAGCCACACUGGUGAAAAGCCAUUUCCAUGUUCUGAGUGCGGGAAAUGUUUUGCACAGAAAUCGCAUCUUGUUUUACAUCAGAGAAGUCACACAGGUGAGAAGCCAAUUCUGUGUUCUGAGUGUGGCAAAUGUUUUACACAGAAAUCAAAUCUUGUUAUACAUCAGAGAAUUCACACAGGUGAGAAGCCAUUUUCUUGCUCUGAGUGUGAGAAAUGUUUUACACAGAAAUCACAACUUGUUACACAUCAGCGAAGUCACACAGGUGAGAAGCCAUUUCCAUACUCUGAAAAAUAAAUCAGCUCUUGUUGCACACAAUAGACCUCACUCGGGUGAGAAACCAUUUUAAUCUUCUGGAGUAUACGUAUCAUUGCCAUGAGUUGUUCUUCAAGGUUCUUAUCCUAUCUCCUGUGUUUUUUGCUAUAUACAUGCUACUGCAGGGUAAAAUAAUCAGAUGUCAUGCCCUCAUCUACCACUGCUAUGCAGAUGACCUGUCUUUUGCUCCGGGUACUGAGAACCCAGUACAGAUCCUAAAUGGUUGUCUAGCUGAGCUCCAUGUGUGGGUGAUACCAGUCGGAUGUGACUCGGUCCUAGUGAAACCGGUCCUUAUGAUAGAAGCUUACCAACAAAGGGCAGGGCUACAGCUCAGCUUUGCAAACUAACCAGACACUUACACUUGGGGGUUCAGAGUUACAAAAUGCUGAUCAUGUGCGGAAUCUUGGUGUCCUGGAUGGUGGAGUGACACUUAGACAUCAGGUAUCUGCCAUAAUCAGAUCCUCAUCUGAGGAACAUAGCCAGACUCCAGCACUUAUUUCCCUCAGAAGAUCUACCUAUACUCAUACAUGCACUUGUAUCAUUACGCAGAGACUACUGCAAUGUCCUCUACCUGGGUCUCCCAGCAAAAGAAUUACGCUGCUUGUAGCUUAUACAGAAUGCAGCAGCUAGGCUGUUACCUAACUAGCCCGUUCCUGCCACAUAGCACCCAUUCUCCGCUCCCUUCACUGGCUGCCUGUAAGAUGGUGACUAUUACAUAAUCUGCUUACUGACUGUCCCAGCCCUACAUGACCAGGUCCAAGGAACCAGAAGCUGCUUCUGCCUCCUUACUGCCAUGCUUGCUUCCAUCUGCAGAUGAAGGACUGUUACCAGCAGUACCAAGAAUCCUUAAGCAGUGCUGAGGUGUCAGGGGGGAGACAGGGCAGGUGGCACUAUUGCUGUAGAGGGGGCUGCCGGAGGCACUGUCUGUGGGUAAUGUUAUCCCCAAGCAGUGCUGAGAUGUCAGGGGGGAGACAGGGUCGGUGGCACUAUUGCUGCAGAGGGGGCUGCCGGCUGCACUGUUUGUGGGUAAUAUCCCCAAGCAGCGCUGAGGUGGCAGAGGGGGAUAGGGUGGCUGGCAGUAGUGGGGGAAGAUGGGUGGCAGUAGUAGGAGGGAGACAGGGCAGGUGGCAGUAGUGGGAGGAGUCGGGACGGGUGGCAGUAGUGGGGAAAGAAAGGGUGGUGG